AUGGUUUCCAAGGAAAAGGAGGAAGAAAACAUAAGCACGGUUGAGAAGACAGAAGAAGAGAAAAUAGAUGAAGCAGACAUUCCAGAUAAGAUUUCAGAAGAUUCUUCUGAUGCAAAGAAAACAUCAAAGAUGUGCUUGGAAAAAGAAGAGGUUCGGGAGCAUGAAGAUGCUAAGAAAGAUGAAAUAGCUACAGCUCAAGCUCUCCAAGUGGAGGAACCAAAUGAGCAAUCUUUGACUUCAGCAAUGCCAGAUGAGAACAUAGAGCAUGGAACUACAGCCAAUGAGGAAGAAGAAAAAAGACCUCAGGAGCCUGAAGCUGUUGUGGAUCAGGAAACUGCUCAGGCUUCAAUAACAGAGGAAUCACUGGAGAUUGAAACAAUAGGCACUGUUAAGAAGCUAGAAGAAGAGAAAAGGAAAGAAGCAGAAAAGCUUGAAAAUGAGAAUUGUGAAGAUUCGUCAGGUAGAGAAACAGAAGAGAUAUGCUUGCAAAAAGAAGAGCCAAAUGAGCCUCAUGCAGUUCCAAAAGAAGAAAUCACAUCUGAUCAGACUUUCUCAGGAGAGCAACUUCAUAUUUCAACCUCUGCUAUAACUAGUGAAGAACGAAAGCAUGAAACUAAGAAGACAGAAGAUGAGAAAACAAACGAAGGGGAAAUCAUAAAAGACAAGAUUGAAGAAGCUUCAGAUGAAACGACAACAGUAGAGAUAUGCUCACAAAAGGAAAGGUCCGUUGAGCUAGAAGCUGUUGCAGAAGAUGAACUGACUGUUGGUCACACUCUCACUGAAAAGAAAUCAUCAGAACAGGCUCAGAAUCCAACCUCUGCACUGCCUUCAAAGGAAGAGGAAUGUGGAAGUACAAAUAAUGGAGAAGAUGCAUCCUUGCAAAAGGAACGGCUUCAGGAGGAUGAAACUCUUGCAGUAGUAGACAAUGCUUCUGCUCAGACCAUCCCAACAGAGAAACCAGAGGAGCAAAUUUCAAAUCCUGUUGUCACAUUGCCAUCGACUGAAGAGGAGAAAGUAAAGGAAGAAGAGAUGCAAAAUGGAGACUCUGAUGGAGUAACGGCAGUACAAGAGAUAAGCUCAGAAAAAAUUGAAUCAAAGGAGCCCCGAGAUAUGUUGGAAGGUGAAACUAAUCCUAGUCAGGUUGUAGCAGAGGAAUCACAGGAGCAUGGAACUGUAAGAGAAGAAGAGAAAAUAAAAGAAGCAGAAACAAAGGAAGAUGACAAAACCCAACAAUCAGAAUGCACAAGAGAGCUUCAAGGUGCCUUAGAAGAUGGAGCAACUGCUGCUUUUACUCUGCCAGUUGAGAAGCCAGAGGAUCACCUUCAUAUUACAACCUCUACAUUGCCUUCUGAGGUCCAAGGAGAUGAAUCGAAGGAAACAGAAUUGCAAGAAGAUGAGAGUCCAGAGAAGAUUCCAGAACAAACAAGAGAGACUGAGGAAGCCCAGAAUUUCAACACGGAGACACAUGAAAGGGCUUUUGACAAUGAAUUGCUCAAUGAAACAGAAGAUGCUGCAAUCAAAGAGAAACCUGUCAGAGCAAGAGAUGAGACAGUGGGUGAAGAAAAUCAGUGCGAGAAAACAAAUGAAGGAAAUGAAAUCAUACCGAAUGAAGUUUCAAAGGAAGAGGUCAUGGAGGACAAGGAAGUUACUGAAACAUCAUAUUCAACUUCCCAUUCGGAAGAGAUGACAAAAGAUGGCUCUGGAGAAGAUGAGCAAAGGGAGAAGCUGAUCGAAGACAAGACAUCUGAAGAGUUCAUCGUGGAAGCUCAAAAGACCAGUGAAAAUAAGAUCAUUGAAAAGCAGAUAGAAGAUAAAACUGUUGAGGAUCCAGGCCAAGGUUCAGUUGCCAGGAUUGAAACCACAACAGUAACAGAACAGGGAUCAAGCACAGAAUUAUCAGUGGCAGAAGGCAAUCAAAUAAUUGAUGAUAUUCAGCAGCCAGAGGAAACAACUAAUAUAGCAUCUGAUCAGCAGAUUCCAAGGGAAUUAGAUCCCAUUGAGAACACAGAGAUAACAAGUUCAAUUGCCAAGGAACAUGUUCCAGUAGAUUUACAGGACAGAGUUGCAGAAUCCUCACAGAAGGCUGAAGUUGGAGAUGUCAAAGAGAUUUAUCCAGAAGUAGUUGAACAUGGCAGAGAAAAAACAACAGAUAACUCAGGUGAAGAAAUAACCAAGCAGUCUACAUCAGUGGAAGAUUCAACUAAGGUAUCAUCAUCUGACCAUGUUGAAAGCUCCAUAAAGGAAACUUUGCAAGUGACUCAAGACAAGAUUAAGGAGAGAGAAGCAAAAGAUGAAACUAAUGCUUCUCAAAUUCUUCGAUUGGAGGAGAAACCAGAGGAGCAAUCUCCAGCUCCAUCAUCCAAAUUGCCUUCAGCGGAAGGAGAGCAUGGAGUUACAACUCAAGUUGACGUAGUAGAAGAAAAGGAACUGAAGGAAGUGGAAACUCUAGAUAAAGAUUCUUCUGAUACAAAGAAAGGAGGUGAGAUAUGCUUGGAAAAGGAAGAAAACAAGGAGCUAAAAGCUGUUGUGGAGCAAGAAACAAUUGCUGAAGAUGCUAAGAAAGAAGAAACCAUAGUGAAAGAUAAUACUAGUUCCCCUAAAACUCUUCCAGAAGAGAAACUGGAGGAGCAACUCCAAACUUCUGCUGACAGAUUGCCUUCUGAGGAUGAAGAGGUCAGAACUGCACACCCAAUUGAGAAGAUUGAAGAAGAGAUACAGAAGGAUGCUGAAAUAAAACAUGGGAGUCUAGAAGAUUCUUCUGACACAAAGACAAUAGAAGAGGUAUGCUCGCCAAAUGAAGAAAAAAAAGAGGCUAAGGCGGUCUCAAAAGAAGAAACUAUUGCUGACCAGGGUCUCCAAAAUGAUGAACCAGAGGAGCAAAUUCAAACUACAUCUUCUACAUUGCCUUCUGAGGAAAGGGAGCAUGGAACUGGAGCCAUAAGUGAGGAGAUAGAAUAUGGCAAAAAAAAGGAAGAAGUACUCACAGAGCAAGAUGUUGUUCCAGGACAUGAAAUAACUGGUGAGCAGACUCUUCCAGCUAAUAAACCAGAGCAAGGGACCACAAGCUCUCCAUUGGUUUCCAAGGAGAAGGAGGAGGAAAACAUAAGCACUGUUGAGAAGACGGAAGAAGAGAAAACAAAUGAAGCAGACAUUCAAGAUAAGAUUUCAGAAGAUUCUUCGGAUGCAAAGAAAACAGCAAAAAUAUGCUUGGAAAAAGAAGAGUUUCAGGAGCUUGAAGAUGCUAAGAAAGACGAAAUAGCUACUGCUCAAGCUCUCCAAGUGGAGGAACCAAAUGAGCUAUCUUUGACUUCAGCAUUGCCUGCUGAGAACAUAGAGCAUGGAACUACUGCCAACGAGGAAGAAGAAGAAGAAAAAGUGAAGGAAGUGGUAUUGCUAGGAAAAGAAACAUGCUUAGAAAAGGGAGGACUUCAGGAGCCUGAAGCUGUUGUGGAUCAAGAAACUAUUGUUGCUCAGGCUUCAAUAAUAGAGGAAUCAUUGGAGAUUGAAGCAAUAGGCACUGUUGAGAAGCAAGAAGAAGAGAAAAGGAAAGAAGCAGAAAAGCUUGAAGAUGAGAAUUGUGAAGAUUCGUCAGCUAGAGAAACAGAAGAGAUAUGCUUGCAAAAAGAAGAGCCAAAUGAGCCUCCUGCAGUUCCAAAAGAAGAAAUUACAUCAGGUCAGACUUUCUCAGAAGAGCCACUUCAUAUUUCAACCUCUGCUACAACUAGUGAAGAACUAGAGCAUGAAACUAAGAAGACAGAAGAUGAGAAAACAAACAAAGGGGAAAUCAUAAAAGACAAGAUUGAAGAAGAAGCUUCAGAUGCAAGGACAACAGUAGAGAUAUGCUCACAAAAGGAAAGGUCCGUUAAGUCAGGAGCUGUUGUAGAAGAUGAACUGACUGCUGGUCACACUCUCCCUGAAAAGAAAUCAGAAGAACAAGUUCAGAAUCCAUCCUCUCCACUGCCUUCAACGGAAGAGAAAUGUGGAAGUACAAGUACAGCUGAGAAGAUAGAAAGUGACAAAACAGAGGAAGCAGAAUUCUUACAAGAUGCUAAUGGAGAAAAUGCAUCCUUGCAAAAGGAACAGCUUCAGGAGGAUGAAGCUCUUGCAGUAGUUGACAACACUUCUGCUCAGAUUAUCCCAACAGAGAAACCAGAGGAGCAAAUUCCAAAUCCUGUUGUUAUAUUGCCAUCAGAGGAGCAUAAGCAUGAAACCAUCAAUGGAGUUGACAAGACUGAAGAGGAGAAAUUAAAGGAAGAAGAGAUGCGAAAUGGAGACUCUGAUGUAGGAAAGACAGUACAAGAGAUAUGCUCAGAAAAAAAUGAAUUAAAGGAGCCCCGAGAUGUGUUGGAAGGUGAAACUAAUCCUAGUCAGGUUAUAGCAGAGGAAUCACGGGAGCAUGGAACUGUAAGAGAAGAAAAGAGAAUAAAAGAAGCAGAAAUACUGGAAGAUGACAAAACCCCACAAUCAGAAUAUGCAGGAGAGCUUCAAGGUGCCUUAGAAGAUAGAGCAACUGCUGCUCAUACUCUCCCAGGAGAGAAGCCAGAAGAUCACCUUCAUAUUACAACCUCUAAAUUGCCUUCUGAGGUCCAAGGAGAUGAAACCAAGGAAACAGAAUUGCAAGAAGAUGAGAGUCCAGAGACGAUUCCAGAACAAACAAGAGAGAUUGAGGAGGCCCAGAAUUUCAACAAGGAGACACAUGAAAGGGCUUUUGACAUUGAAUUACUCACUGAAACAGAAGAUGCUGCAAUCAAAGAGAAACUUGUCAAAGCAAGAGAUGAGACAGUGGGUGAAGAAAAUCAAUGUGAGAAAACAAAUGAAGGAAAUGAAAUUAUACCGAAUGAAGUUUCAAAAGAAGAGGUCAUGGUGGACAAGGAAGUUACUGAAACAUCUUAUUCAACUUCCCAUUCGGAGGAGCUGACGAAAGAUGGCUCUGGAGAAGAUGAGCAAAGGGAUAAACUGAUUGAAGACAAGAAAUCUGAAGAGUUCAAUGUGGAAGCUCAAAAGACCAGUGAAAAUGAGAUAAUUGAAAAGCAGAGAGAAGAUAAAAUUGUUGAGGAUCCAGGCCAAGGUUCAGUUGCCAGCAUUGAAACCGCAACAGUAACAGAACAGGGAUCAAGCACAGAUUUUUCAGUGGCAGAAGGCAAUCAAAUAAUUGAUGAUAUUCAGCAGCCCGAGGUAACAACUAAUAUAGCAUCUGAUCAGCAGAUUCCAAGGGAAUUAGAUCCCAUUGAGAACACAGAGAAUACAAGCUCAACCGCCAAGGAGCAUGUUCCAAUAGAUUUGAAGGACAGAGUUGCAGAAUCCUCACAGAAUGCUGAAGUUGGAGAUGUCAAAGAGAUUUAUCCAGAAGUAGUUGAACAUGGCGGAGAAAAAACAACAGAUAAUUCAGCUGAAGAAAUAACCAAGGAGUCUACAUCAGUGGAUGAUUUGACUAAGAUAUCAUCAUCUGAUCAUGUUGAAAGCUCCAUAAAGGAAACUUUGCAAGUGACUCAUGACAUGAUUGUGGAGAGAGAAGAAAAAGUUGAAAUUAAUGCUUCUAAAAUUCUUCUAGGGGAGGAGAAACCUGAGGAGCAAUCUCCAGCUCCAUCAUCCAAAUUGCCUUCUGUGGAAGGAGAGCAGAGAGUUACAACUCAAGUCGAUGUAGUAGAAGAAAAGGAACUAAAGGAAGUGGAAGCUCUAGAUAAAUGUUCUUCUGAUACAAAGACAGGAGGCGAGAUAUGCGUGGAAAAGGAAGAAAACAAGGAGCUAGUAGCUGUUGUGGAGCAAGAAACUAUUGCUGUUCAGGCUCCAUCAACAAAGAUUAAGGAGGACCCGGUUUCUCAUUUUGAAGAUGGCAGCAAAGAAGAUGAGCUGAAGGAUGAACAUACUGGAGACAAGACAAAUGAAACCUUGAAAAUCCAAACAUACGAAAUUCAAAAUGAAAAGCUCUCUAUGGAAACUCUAAAGGACAGUGCAAACAAUAUUAAGAAAGAGAUUGUUGCUGAAGAUGAAACUGUGAAGGAUCUAGAACAAGUUCCAGUUGAAAUGGAAGAAGCCACAAUUGUAAGAGAACAGAUUCCAGGAGAAGAAGAAUCCACCGAGAGCAGAAACAAAAGUUCAAGUGGCAAGGAACACUUUCCAACAGAACAGCAGGUUAGAGCUUUAGAAAUCUCAGACAAAGCUGAAGCAAGAGAUUUGGAACCUGGAAAUACUCAAGAAAUUUGUUCAGAAGCAGGAGUUGAUCCUGUAAAAGAGAAAAAGACAGAUAAUUCAGGUGUGGAAAUAACCCAGGAACCUGAAUCAGCGGAUUCAGCUAAGCUAUCAUUGUCUGACCUACUCCAAAGAUCCACAAGAGAAAAAAUACAAGUGACUAAAAAUGUGAUUGAAGAGAUGGAACUAACAGUAAGCAAGGAAGAACCACCUGUGGAAGAAGCAGAAGCUAUUCAAGCUAAAGAAGCAAAAACCGAUGAAGAGAAAGAUGAAGGAGAGGAAGGGGAUGAACACAAUAAGGCAGACUCUGGCUCGGAUGCUCCUGUGAUGGUAGAAGCACCUAGAGAUACCAACACUAAACCACGUAAGAAAUCUCAUAACAUACUAUCUGGUGUUGGAUCAAAAGUGAAGCAAUCAAUUUCCAAGGUGAAGAAAGCAAUAAUUGGUAAAUCUUCUCAUUCAAAAGAAUCAAAACCAAAAUCACCAAAGGAAAGCGAGAAAUGAAUAUGAUCCCCCGUCUCAGUCAGUAAAGAAUCACAUAUUCUUAGGUGUUUUUUUAUAAGGGUUUGUUUUCUGUCAAAUAUUUGUGGUCAUACUAUGUUUUAAACUUAGUGUGUUUUCUGCAAACUGGAAAAGUAGUUCCAUUUUUUUUUUUUGUAUAAAAAUACUUGGAGAGUUAUAUGAUUGUAAAAUGGAGUGUUGCAAAUUUGCAAUUUUUCUGAGCAUGCCACAAUCACAUAUAUACAAAAUUGUUUGUUCAUCAAAGACUUCUAAAGACACAUUCCAGUUCCAAACUUCCAACUACAAGGCUCUAACACUAAUUUAUAAUUAACUGACAAAUCUACAAGCUGCUGUAAGGAACCAAAUUAGUUUGUGUUUUCAAUGUAUUUAACCAUGUGCAACAUUAAUCCAACCAUGACCACAGAAUGGAAAGAUAACACAAAAUGAGAAUCCAAAAAUCAUGGAAGUUGGCUAAAUUAACUCCAUCAAGUUAAUGGAUGCCAUUGGAACAGCAGAAAGAAUCCAACUGUGGAAUUUAACCAUACUUGAAAUUAUUAAAGCAAAAAUUGUCUUCUAGUUUCUUUUAUUGCUUGUAACUUCCAUUGAAAUUUGCAGAACAUGAAAUUGUGAUUGAAAAGAAACUCUCUAUAGGCAGAGUUCAGAGACAGAAAAUUUAAAUCCAAAGAUUAUGGAAGUUGGUUAAAUCAAAUCCAUCAUUUUGAUGGGUGCCAUGACAAGAGCAAAAAGAAUACAGCCGCGGAAUUGAACCACGCUUCAGUUUAACUUAAUAAAGCAAAGAUCAUCUUUUUAGUUUCUUGCUUGCAAUUGCCACUGAUAUCGCAGAACAAGAACUUAAGAAUGCAAAAAGACUCCAUAUAACCAGAAUUGG
Messenger RNA from Durio zibethinus, 7579 nucleotides. The record is from RefSeq and is a predicted model, not a curated record. NCBI's taxonomy places the organism in Eukaryota, Viridiplantae, Streptophyta, Magnoliopsida, Malvales, Malvaceae.